Neocloeon triangulifer is the source of this 1029-nucleotide messenger RNA. RefSeq lists its product as uncharacterized. NCBI's taxonomy places the organism in Eukaryota, Metazoa, Arthropoda, Insecta, Ephemeroptera, Baetidae. The transcript has 4 exons. Bases 1 to 798 code for a protein of 265 amino acids. The record is from RefSeq and is a predicted model, not a curated record.
AUGCUGAAGCGCAGAGAAAACCUGCUUAUACUUCCGUGGCAGCAGCGACGCUUCAAAAGCCACAGAGAAAAGAUAAAAUCAGCCAGGCCCGUGAUCGACUCGGGACCUCCUAAAGACCGUGGACAUGUAACUGUUAAACUGAAAAAACUGCAAUGCGAAGAAGAACGUACUGAGAAAAUAAAACAAGACAACAUUCGGUUGCUGCAGAGGAUGACUGCUAUAAUGAGAACAAGCCGGUUGGAUAACCAGUGGAUAACUGAGCCUUCAAGAAGUCUAGAGAAGAAAAAUAGUAUGCCAUGCCGAAUUGGAAUUUAUGGGCAGCUGGCUGUAAGUAAGAAGAUCAAAGACGAAAUGAAGUUGCCAGAUCUUGUGGAUAAAAAAUCUGAAUGUAGUGCUUGCAGAAUCAAACAGAUGCAGAGAGAGUUUGAAGAUGUCCAGCCUAAACAAGAAUAUUUGAGGAGAGCAAAAAUGGCCAUCUUACCAAGAGAAUCAGAUUUUGACUUGAGCGUCGAUGAGAGCCGAAAGUUAAAGAAAGAAAGGCCAAAAUCUGCCAAAGGAAAGACAAGAUGGAGUGCGCAUCCAACAAGAUACAGCACCAAACCCGUGGUCAAACUGAGACCGUUGUCUGGUAACAAGGUUGUGUUCACUCGAGGUCCUCUAGAAGUCAGCGUCAGUUACCCAAACCACACACAAGUGGUACUGAAAAGGAUCGGCUCCGAACCCAGAAUCAUCGAUUCAGAGUUUUGCCAGUGCAGAGCUCCAAAACUGAAGGAAGAAAACAAAAUAGUCAGCAAAUAAUAAUAGACAGUGAUUGAAUCCAUGUCAUGGUAAAAAUAAUAUUUAAUUAAUGCAAAAGAAUUUACAGUACAUAAUUUGAUUAGGAUUUUAGCUUUCAAUUGAUAAUUUUAUUAAAUUAGUUGUCAGUUAUACAAUAUAAGUAUAGUAUAUAAGCAAAUCUUUCAAUGCUUGAUAAAUUAAAAGCAUUUAAAAAAAAGAAAAAUAAUUACAUUAAAAGAAAAAAAUCUGGCU